UGUAGAAAUGUUAUUGGAUGCAUAUCUACUUAUGAAUGCGGUGACAAUACUCCAAAGAAUAUAUCACUUCUAAAUGAAUUGUGCCCUAUAAGUUCACCGAAUGAUGCCGUAUUUGAUUUUGGAAUAUUCCUUGAUAUCCUUCAAUCUGGUAACACGGGAUCAAUAGAUUUUUCGAGGAAAUUCUUUUACUCUCUUUGGUGGGGCAUCAGAAAUUUAAGUAAUUUUGGCACAAAUCUCGAAACAAGUAGUUAUGUCUGGGAGAACUGUUUUGCAAUUCUUAUUGGUCUAAUUGGCUUGCUUCUAUUUUUGUAUCUCAUUGGAAAUGUGCAGACAUAUAUACAGUUGGCCACUACAAAGUCAGUGAAGAUUGAAGAGAAACAGGAGGAAUUAAGACGAUCGAGAAUUAAUAAGAAGUAUCGAGAAAUGAAAAAGUGGAUGUCAAGUAAUGGUCUCCCCAAGGAUUUAAAGACAACAAUUAGAGAAUAUAUUAAAAAAUCUAACCUAGCGGAGAAAUACAUAGAUGCUCCAGUGAGUCUGAAAAUUCUAUGCGAUUCUGCUAUGAGGGAUAGAGGAGCUGAUAUUGCAGAAUCUAUGGUCCAAUAUCUAACCGUGAAAGCGCUAAAGAAAGUACCCAUGUUUGAGACUGUCGAUGAAAGGGAUUUGAAAGAUGCCUGCAGCGAUUUCUUUUAUCCGUAUCCAGUUCUCUACAGCGAGAACAGCUACAUUGUUCGAGUGGGUGAACAGUGUGAUCGGGUCGUCUUCAUCGUAGAAGGCGUAAUUGAAUUGACCGACACAACGUCUAACGGUGCUGAAACAAUGGGUUCAUCAUCAAUGAUUAUGACCGAGCGUCUUGAGAAAGGUCAGUACUACGGACAAGAAUUGUUGAAUUGGGCAUCAUUGAACUAUCAGCACCCGUAUUCUGCAUGUAGGGACACUCGUCCUAUUUCGACCCGAGAUGUCAAGUGUCGUACCGCAGUCGACGCCAUCUGUAUCGAGGACGACGACUUAUUACAUUUACUAAAAGUUGUCAGCCGGGACUACAUCUGGAGGCAGAAUAAGUGGGUGAAGCCGACACCUGCCGAUAACAACACUGAUGAGACAUCAGACAAGACAAACUUGCAGCCGGCAACAACAGAAUUGGAGGAGUCAAAAAAGAUGAAGAUGAAGAACAUGGAAUUAGAUAAAGGAAGAGGAGAACUAAGAGAAGACAUUGCGGAUACGGGUGCAUCUACAUCCACUACUGUUGAACAGAGACUCGAACAGAUGCUUAGCGAGCAGCUGAUUCUAGCCCGACAGAAUCGUGAUGAUAUAGCCACACUGGGACGAAAAUUAGAUGACAUGGCUGUAAUCUUAGCCAUGUUGUGAUAUCCAGGCAUAUAUCUGCUCCUCCCGCACCUUUGAA
Rosa chinensis is the source of this 1402-nucleotide messenger RNA. Its product is annotated as cyclic nucleotide-gated ion channel 1-like. NCBI's taxonomy places the organism in Eukaryota, Viridiplantae, Streptophyta, Magnoliopsida, Rosales, Rosaceae. The coding region runs from base 424 to 1365 and encodes 313 amino acids. The record is from RefSeq and is a predicted model, not a curated record. The transcript is spliced from 5 exons.